CAUUCUCUCAUAUUCCCUCUCAUCCUUACUCUCUCUUCUCUGAUCACUCCCUCAUUUUCUUUCAUUUUCCAUCACUUAAUUUUCCAUCAUCUUCAAUCUCUCUCUUAUAACAUCCUAUUGUUCUUUACUCAUCUCAACUCGCCAUUAUUCACAGCAUCUUCACAGCCUCACUCUCCUCACCUUCUCCCCUCAUACCUCACACACACACGCUUUUGUCUCAUAAAGGACCCCCCGGGCAUGGCGGCGGCGACGAUGGCGGCCGCUGUGGUGUUUGCUGCCUGCGCCACAGCCUCCUUGCCCCCCACGCCCACCACCUACCGCCCCUCGUGGAGCACCGCCGCCCACGCCGCGUCGCCCGCCGCCGCCACACACGAGGCGGGGCAGCCUUCUGGGGGUCGCCAUUCCGUCACUCAGGAUCAGCCGCAGGGCCCCGGCACGGUGAGGCCCCGGGAGGGGGCGUCUUCAGGAGGUGUCGGUCGGCUGGAGCGCGUGGUGCUGCGGGAGGAGGUGUACCAGGGCCAGGCCAGGCUGGUGUACAGGCUGGCACCCGGGGCGAUAUUCGCUGGCGUCAGGACCCACCGCCUGCCCGGCGGCCCUGACGCGGGGCGGCGAGACACGCGGGGCGGCAGCGGUGCCAGGCCGCCCAAGAAGUACCAUGGACACGACCAUAAACGCCCGAGGAAGCCGGUGAAGACCAACACGAAGCCGCCCGGCUUUGUAGCGGCCGGCUGGACGGUGACGUCCCCAGACCUGCAGAGGCACAGGCAGCCGCCGCCCGCGCCCCGCCGCCCGCCGCCGCGCUGGGACCCCCUGGCCAGCCUGAGGGCGAAUUUGGCGACCCUGUCCUCGGCGAGCCUCGGGGCGGUGCGCAGCGUGCGCCUCAUCGUGAUGAUCAUGCAGUACCUGGGCUUCAUCCCGCCCCUGCCGGGCCUUCCCGCCCACGGGGACCCCGUGCACAGCAGGCCCUCCACCCAGUACACGCUGGACAGGGGCGAGGCCUCCCGUCUGUGAACGGCGCCCCAUUCCCCUCAACAGGCAGGCAGGACCAUCGCCCCCGCUGUGCCGGGGCCUGGUGGUGCUGCAGGAAGCAAGGAACGCCUUGGCGGCCGCGGCACCAACAACUGGCGGGGCCGCGGCGCCCCAACGAUCACUGUGUGACUCUCCGCCCUUCUCUGCCACAGUACCGGACAACACGUAAUAUAUUAGCAAUAAAGAACAAACAAGUAAAAA
Messenger RNA from Eriocheir sinensis (Chinese mitten crab), 1230 nucleotides. RefSeq lists its product as uncharacterized. NCBI's taxonomy places the organism in Eukaryota, Metazoa, Arthropoda, Malacostraca, Decapoda, Varunidae. The coding region runs from base 238 to 1011 and encodes 257 amino acids. The record is from RefSeq and is a predicted model, not a curated record. The transcript has 2 exons.